Molecule: messenger RNA, 291 nt
Organism: Cryphonectria parasitica EP155
Lineage: Eukaryota; Fungi; Ascomycota; Sordariomycetes; Diaporthales; Cryphonectriaceae
Exons: 3
Cellular component (GO): mitochondrion
Source: RefSeq, a predicted model, not a curated record
AUGUCUGUCCCUCGAGAAAGGCUCCUGCAGCUCAUGCAGGCGCGAUGCCGCAUUUUUGCGACGACCUACAAUCCAGACGGCAUUCGAACCGGUAACAAGAUUCUGCGACAGAGGUUACGGGGGCCGGCGCUCGCGGCUUAUUAUCCUCGAAAGAUGUUCACAUACAGAGAACUGGCUGAUCUAUAUGGACCCGAACUGGAGUUUACAAUCGAGGAGGAGGAAGAUCGACUCGAGCAGAUUGGAUUUUUGAAGGCGCGUGGGAAAGGCGCACCGAAAAAGAAGAGUGGUCCU